AGUGUUUUAUUUUAGUAGUAACGUUAGAUUUAUAAUGGGACAAAAACGUUGAACCCGGAGUGAAGGGAGGCGGGAUUACAAGCCCCUCCCUCUUCCUUCGGGGACGACUCUGUUAGUUCCCAGUGUUUGCGAUGAACGGAGACGGACAGCAACGUAUUCAUUUCCACGUUCAUCAUGAUUCCAACCCAUUUGCCGUCAUGGGCAACACCAAUGAAUUAUUCUGAGUAGUUUGACCGCAAAAUCAACGCAUAAAAAUGAAUUUGCUUGUUUUUCUUGCUUUGAUUAAUUUUCCAUUUAUCCGAGGUGUGAGGGAUAUACCAAGACUCAUCUUGAGACAAGACAGGAUAGAAGGCCGGCUGGAAUAUAACCUUCCUCAGAACCACACAGUCUUCUUCCAACCAGAAGAUGGUGAUGAGCUGUACGUUGGAGGCACAGACUUUGUCUUUCAGAUUGAUGUGGAGUACAGUCGAAUAUUAGAGUUGUUCCCACUCGGCACGACCGCUGGACAGACCUGUGGAGAGGGUCCAUGUAAGAAUGUCAUCACUGUUAUCCAGAAGUUUCAGGACAGUCUGUUUGUCUGUGGGACCAAUGGGAACAAGCCCCAGUGCUGGAAGCUGUAUUCUCAGUUGCCCAAUCACACACUUGAGAUUGUGGAGAGUUACGAAGGCACUGGACUCUCUCCUUACGUUUACUCCCAGAAUGCACUCUCCCUCACUGUAGAGGGGGACCUAUAUGCUGUAGCUCCUUUAUACAGCGAUGGGAGCUCAUUACAGUUCAGAAGGAAAGCUGGCAGCAGAACCAAUGUAUGGAUGUAUGACAAGUGGGUGACCGAGCCCACGUUCAUCUCCGCCUGCUGGGUGAGACGUAGGGAGGAGCCGGACAAGGAGAAGAUAUAUAUAUUCUUCAGGGAGAAGAACUCUGACAGCAGCCCUGAAGCUGAUCCCUGGAUCUCUAGAGUAGCACAAGUCUGCAAGGUGGAUGAAGGCGGUUCUAAGCGGUUCUUGCAGAACAUGUGGACGUCGUUCCUGAAGGCUCGGCUGGUGUGUGGGAUUCCCAACGAGUCGCUCUACUUUAACCGGCUCCAAGAUGUCUACGUGCUCCACGCAGAGGAAUGGAGGGACUCACAAGUCUAUGCUCUGUUCACUAGCAGCUGGAAUGGCACAGCUGUCUGCGUCUACUCCAUGGAAGAGAUCGACAGGAUAUUCCAGACCUCUCCCUUCAGGGGAUACAGUAAGGACAUUCCCAACCCAAGACCUGGAACAUGUGUCUCUGACAGUAAAGACCUGCCGUUGGCUACGGUGAACGUGAUAAAGGAUCACCCAGAGAUGACCGACUGGAUUCAUCCCAUCCAGCCUUACACCCCAUUCUACAUCUCUAACUAUAACUACACCAAGAUCGUUGUGGACCGAGUACAGGCUGCAGACGACACCAUGCACACCGUCCUGCUGCUAGCAACUGACACUGGAAUGAUCCAUAAGAUCUUAAAUGAUCGUUUCAAACCUUUCAUCAUCUCAGAGACUCAUCUCUCCAACCACUCUGAUGUCAUCAGAUCCAUGAAACUGGACUCUAGAAAGAGGAAACUGGUGGUGGGUUUGUCAGAGCAGAUCUCCAUUCUGGACCUCCAGAGGUGUCAGGACUAUAACGGAUCCUGUUAUGUGUGUGUUCUGGCCAGAGACCCGUACUGCGCCUGGACAGAGGCUGGGUGCAAACCCACCGUCCCGGGAGGCAUUCAAAAUAUUGAUGGAGGAGAAACUAAUGUGUGCCUUAAAACAGCAGGAGUUCAAAUAUCAGAAGAACCAAAGAAGCCCACCAGCAACAGGACCAGACGUGACACCCAGCCCUCCUCGUCCCUGAACGCCCUCAGUGCAUCGUUCCACUCUGUGCCCCUGAACGUCCCCUUCUACCUGUCCUGUCCCAUAGACUCCUACCACGCCCACUACAGCUGGGAACACCUGGGCACGACACGCCCCUGUUUGCGACUGCAGGCCAGCUGUCUCCAUCUCAUCCCCUCCAUGCAGACAGAGCACUAUGGGAACUACCAGUGUGUCUCCAAGGAGAGAGACUAUACCAGGGUGGUGAGGGUGGUCCGAGCUACACAGCUGCUGAGUAACCACAACCCAAGCAUAAUCAGCAGGCCUGCUAGACCGGUGGGAACCAUCCGUACUAACAUAGAGGACUCUAAGAACAACGGAGCAACAGCAGCUAUGGCAAUGCAGGCGGGAUGGUUCGUGAGCUUUGCAGCUUUGGACAUUAUCGUGCAACUUCUGCAAUAAAAUCAUGUCCACUAUGGACUUCAUCAUGAUAUGACACUGUACAUCUGCACUCUAUAAUGGAUCCACGGUGCAUUCAGAAACUAUCCAGACUCCUUGACUUUUUCCACAUUUUGUUACGUUACAGCUUUAUUCUAAAAUGGAUUAAAAAAUAUAUAUUAAGAAACUCCUCAAU
Molecule: messenger RNA, 2445 nt
Organism: Oncorhynchus gorbuscha (pink salmon)
Lineage: Eukaryota; Metazoa; Chordata; Actinopteri; Salmoniformes; Salmonidae
Gene: sema7a
Product: semaphorin 7A
Exons: 14
Coding region: 255-2273 (672 amino acids)
Biological process (GO): positive regulation of cell migration; neural crest cell migration; axon guidance
Molecular function (GO): semaphorin receptor binding; integrin binding; chemorepellent activity
Source: RefSeq, a predicted model, not a curated record